This is a messenger RNA of Drosophila eugracilis, 1716 nucleotides long. RefSeq lists its product as uncharacterized. Bases 1 to 1716 code for a protein of 571 amino acids. The transcript has a single exon. NCBI's taxonomy places the organism in Eukaryota, Metazoa, Arthropoda, Insecta, Diptera, Drosophilidae. The record is from RefSeq and is a predicted model, not a curated record.
AUGAACUACCUGCUGAAUCUGUUGGGUCCAUUUGCUCGAUUGAAAGUGUUCCAGGAGAUAGUGUGGUUCAUAAGUCCGCAUCAGCGUUUGGAUCAAGUGGAUGAGUUUGUCAUGCGCAUAGAUGAUGCCUUUGGAAAGACCGCAACCCAGACGGUGGUUAACAACAAUACGGAAAUGCGAAUGAUUCACUCGUCGGCCCAGAGAAACCACAUGAGCUUUGUGUUUACAACUGGAGCAGAGGAUCCAAUAAUGAAGGUGUUUAGCAAGGUACUACUUGGACGGCACUUCUACUUCUCGGUGAUAAUGUAUGUGGACAAAGUGGGUGACAUGCAGCCGAUUCACGACCUGCUGCUAUUUGCCUACAAUGAGCAGUUUAUGAACUCUAUGGUGUACUUUGAGUCGGAGGAGGGAAUAAACCAACUUUUUGGCGUUUCCAAAUUUCCCACCAUAUCCUUCCAGAACCGCACCGACUUCUUGAGGUACAUCGGAAAGGUCUGGAAGAAGGUUUUAAAUGCCCGCUCGGAUGUGGAGGGUUUCGGAUUCACCACACCGUUGCGCCAGGAUCUGCCACAUUUGUUCCAGUCUCAAGGACGCUAUGAUGGGAGUACCUAUCGGAUCAUCGAUACCUUUGUGAAAUUUAUCAACGGCACCUUUACGGAGCUCCAAAUGCCGCCAGAUGCCCUUGGUGGGCAGGUGAUUAAUAUGAAGCAGGCUUUGCAGUUAGUCCGUGAACGAAAGAUGGAGUUCUGUGCCCAUGCUUACGCAUUAUUUAUGCCCGACGAGGAGGUGGAGAAGACAUACCCACUGUUGGUGGUUAAGUGGUGCUUAAUGGUUCCUCUUUACAAUAGUGUAUCCACGUACUUCUAUCCCCUGCAACCUUUCGCCUGGAACGUAUGGUUCUUCGCAUUGGGAGCUCUUUUUGCCUUAGUUCUCCUGGAGCUAAUGUGGCUGAGGAUGUUUGGUGGGUGGUCAGAUUAUCAAGGUGCCUUAUUUGACUCCUUUUGUUAUAUCAUCAACGUACCUACCGAAGGGCAACUCCAACAACCCUGCCUCCUACGUUUCCUUCUUCUUUUCACGGUGUUUUUCCAUGGAUUUUUCCUUUCCGCCUACUACACCUCCAAUUUGGGCAGCAUUCUGACCGUGAAUCUCUUCCACGCUCAGAUCAACACCAUGGAUGACAUAGUGAGUGCUCAAUUGCCCGUCAUGAUUAUUGAUUACGAGAUGGAAUUUCUGCUAAAUCUUAAUAAGGAGUUGCCUGAGAAUUUCCUCAAACUGCUGCGCCCCGUGGACUCUGCCAUUUUCUCUCAGCACCAAACCAGAUUCAACAGCUCCUUUGCCUAUUUCAUCACCGAGGAUCACUGGCAGUUCCUUGACGAGCAGCAGAGCCAUCUGAAACAGCGCCUGUUCAAGCUGAGUGACAUCUGCUUCGGCUCCUAUCAUCUGGCUUUUCCCCUUCAAAUGGAUUCCUCCUUAUGGCGGGACAUCGAGUACUUCACAUUUCGCAUCCACUCUUCGGGUCUUCUCAACUUUUAUGCCCGCAGCAGCUUUGGAUCUGCCCUCCAUGCCGGAUUGGUUGAGCGGUUCCCAAAAAGUCAAGAGUACACUUCCGCCGGACUACAACAUCUGGCCAUUGCCUUUAUUUUACUUUUGGUAAUGAGUUUUCUUGCCGGAAUUGUGUUCGUAUUUGAAAAGCUUUCUAGUGGAACUAUGACUUAA